Hemiscyllium ocellatum (epaulette shark) is the source of this 4707-nucleotide messenger RNA. Its product is annotated as C-C chemokine receptor type 3-like. Gene Ontology annotation, molecular function: chemokine receptor activity. The transcript has 2 exons. The record is from RefSeq and is a predicted model, not a curated record. Gene Ontology annotation, cellular component: membrane. Bases 157 to 1257 code for a protein of 366 amino acids. Gene Ontology annotation, biological process: G protein-coupled receptor signaling pathway; immune response; chemotaxis. NCBI's taxonomy places the organism in Eukaryota, Metazoa, Chordata, Chondrichthyes, Orectolobiformes, Hemiscylliidae.
UCGAUAGAUCAUAACCCUUGCAGAUGAGGGACCAGAUCAGCUCAUCCUUGUUUAUCUAUCAACAUUCUGGACUAAGAAGAAUCUUCUGAGUUUAUUGUUCCAACCACUGCACCACACCCAGAAUUUCAUCUGUGUUAAGAUCACAGAACAGACACCAUGGAACAGUCUCUUUCAAAUUAUUCAGAUUAUUACGAUCAUUAUGAUGAUGAAUCUAACACAACAACAGAUUAUCAGCAUUUUAUUCACUUAUGUGAGAACAUUCACAUUAAUCUAUUUGGAGCCAUGUUCACACCAGUUUUGUUCAGCCUCGCCUUUAUUAUCAGCCUGGCUGGAAAUGCCCUAGUUUUGUGGGUCCUGGUGAGAUAUGAGAGGCUGAAGACUGUGACGGACAUCUUCAUUCUGAAUCUGGUCACCUCCAAUUUACUCUUCACCUUCUCGCUCCCUUUCUGGGCUGUGGAUCACACGAGAGGAUGGAUCUUUGGCAAGGCCAUGUGCAAACUCAUGAGUUCAAUUUUCUUCAUUGGCUACUACAGUGGGAUGAUGUUGCUGACACUGAUGACCAUUGAUCGAUACUUUGCAGUGGUUCACUCUCUGUACGCUUUCAGAAUUAGGAAGGUCUCCUAUGCCGUGACAGCCAGCAUAGUCGUUUGGGGAAUUAGUUUCGCGGCAACAAUCCCUGAGAUAAUCUACUCUGAUGUACAUCUUCAGAUGGAAGGACUGUACUGUUUUAGUAACUAUCCACCUGAGAGUGCUGAAAUAUGGGAGCUGGUUGGCUGUUAUCUGCAAAAUAUCUUGUUCUUCCUCAUCCCCUUUGUUGUUAUUGUGUUCUGUUACUGGAGAAUUCUCAACACUGUCAUUAGAUGCAAAGCCAGGAAGAAGCACAAGACAGUGAAACUUAUCUUCUGGAUUGUGGUGGUGUUCUUUGUGUGCUGGACACCUUACAAUGUGGUCAUCUUCCUUUUCUCUUUGGUAACAUUGAAAGUCCCGGCGUUCAAAACCUGUGAGAUGAACAACCGCCUGGAGUAUGCUUUGUACAUUUCCCGGAACCUGGCUUAUUGCCACUGUAGUCUCAAUCCCUUCUUUUAUGCUUUUGUGGGGACAAAAUUCAGGACCCAUUUAAUCAGGCUUUUGAGUAAUUGUUUCCCCCGUUUGAAAAUUUGCAGAGAACUCAGUACCACCUCUGGCAACAGUAGCAAAUGCAUCAACUCCCGGAAUUACUCAGAUAUCGACAUGCCCCUGCAUUCAAUGGGGUCUUGAACUGUAGGCCCCAAAGUCUGGAAGCAAAAUCUAAUGAUCCAUUGGAGGGAGGGUGGGAUACUCAGAGCCUCCUUCCGCCCCACUCUCAGCCAUCCGCUAUACGAAGGAGCAAAGUUGGAGACUUCCCAUGACCGAGUUCAUCUGUUCUGGGCCUUCCCGGAAAUGUGUCAACAAUCCCAUCCUCAGAAUGGGUCAGUCUGCCAACCCCACACCCCAAAAUGGAUCAGUCCAGCAAUCUCACCCUCUCCAGAAUAAGUUAGUCUGACAACCCCAUCCCCCUCUCUACAAUGGGUCAGUCUGACAACACCCCCCCACCCCACUUUCCACAAUGAGACAGUCUGAUAAUCUCACCCUCCCCGUAAUGGAUGAAUCUGACAUCCCCAUUUUCCCCAGAAUGGGUCUUUCAACAAUUCCACAUUCCCCAGAAUGGGUCAGGUCAAUCCAAAGACCCCCACUUCCCCACAAUGGGUCAGUCUGAUGACACCACUCUCCAGAGUGGGUCAGUCUGGUGACCCCACUUCCCCAGAAUGGGUCAGCCUGCCAAUUGCACAAAUUGAGAUUCUCUGAUGACUCCACCAUCCCCAGAGUGGGUCAGUCUGACAACCCCAUCCAUCCCACAAUGGGUCAGUCUGAUGAUCCCCCACUCUUCCCACAAUGGGUCAGUCUGAUGAGGCCCCCCUUUCCCUCCUCCCCCAGAGUGAGUCAAUCUGGUGACCCCACCUCUACAGAAUGGGUCAGUCUGACGACCCAACUUCUAGAAUGGGUCAGUCUGAUGACCCCACCCUCCCCAGAGUGGGUCAGCCUGCCAAUUGCACAAAUUGAGAUUAGGUCAAGGCUCUUUGAGAUGUGGGCCUACACAUCUUUUUUAUCUCUUAACUGUCAGGUGGGAUUACAUGGAGGUGCUGGGAAAUCGUUUUGAAGGGACAGGGAUGUAAGCCAAAAAUGGAAUGAAUGAGUAGCUGUGGUCAAACAAAAGCUGGCUAGGUGGAAGUGAUGCUCCUUUGCUGUUGUGGGUAAGAAUCUGCUCAUCAGCAGUACGCUACUUUCUGUGUUGCUAUAUGUGGUGAAGUUUUGGCUUGCUCCCCAUUUAUGUACCAUAGUCAUCACCCAAUCUGUUUUCUGCUUUAUCCAGAGGUUGAAGAUGGACCAUGAUCAAAGCAACAUGAUGUAUAAAUCCCUAGUGAAGGGGGGAAAACACUGAACUGACUUCAACCACAUCCUGCUGGCCACGUUAGUCAGAGUCAUACAGCAUGGAAAUAGCCCCUUUGGCCCAACUAAUCUACGUUGACCAGGUUUCCUAAACUAAAGUAGUCCCAUUUGCCUGUGUUUGGCCCAUAUCCCUCUAAAUAUUUCCUAUUUAUGUACCAGGUCUUUUAAAUGUUGUAACUAUACUCGCCUCUACCACUUUCUCUAUCAGUUCAUUCUAUGUACAAACCACCCAUGUGUGAAAAAGUUGUUCUUCAGUUCCCUUUUAAAACUUCCUUCUUAAAAAUAUGCCCUCUGGUUUUGAACUCCCCUACCCUAGGGAAAAGACCUUUGCUAUUCAUCUUAUCUGUGCCCUUCAUGAUUUUAUAAAAAUCAGCCUACAAUGCUCCAGGGAAAAAUGGCUCAGCCUAUCCAGUCUCUCUCUAUAACUCAAACCCUCCAGUCCUAGUAACAUCCUUGUAAUUUUUUUCUGCGCCCUUUCCAAUUUAAUAAUGCCCUUCUUAUAGCACAGCAGCCAGCACUGUAUGCAGUACUCCAAAAGUGGCCUCCCCAACGCACAAACAGCUAUAAUAUGACAUCCCAACUCCAAUGCUCAUUGCUCUGAGCCAUGAGGGCAAGUGUGCCAAAUGCCUUUUUCAUCACCCUCUCUACCUGUGGUGCUGGUUUCAAGGAACUAUGCACCUGAACUUCCAAAUCGUUCUGUUUAACAAUAUUCCUCAGGACCCUACCAUUAACUGUGUAAGUCUGUACCUUGUUCAUCUGACCAAAGUGUUUAGUGUGCAGCUGCACCAAGCUGUGCAUAGACCCUUAGUAGGAGAAAGUGGGGACUGCAGGUGCUGGAGAUCAGAGUCAAAAGUGUGGUGCUGGAAAAACACAGCAGGAAAAAAAGGCAGCAUCCAAACAACAAGAGAGUCGACGUUUUGAGCACAAGCUCUGAAGAGUUUAUGUUUGAAACGUAGACCACUAGUACGAAAACAUUGGGUAUCACCCCACAUCAUGCUUGAAACUAUCACUGAUGCUGUGAAAAAUGAGCCUUUCCACAUUUUUGCCGAAUGCUCCAGUUCAUUGCUCUGUGCUGAGCCCCUGGUCCUUCACUGAGAUGUUAAUGCACAGCUGCUUCAUCAAUGACCUUCCGUCCAUCAAAUGGUCAGAAAUGGCAAUGUGUUCCAAUGAUUGUUCAGCAUCGUUCCCAAAUCCUCAAAUACUGAAACAGUCCAAGGGGGAACGAUUGCUGUCAAUGGCCUUUCGGACAGAGCAUACGGAAGAGUUGAAACUGUAGAACGUGGUGUACCUUACAAAGAAUAUGCAUUGUGAAUCAAGAGUAUUGAAAAUGUAUUGAGACACCUUAAAUUGGAACAUGUGUAGAGAAAACAAAAUGGUUAUGAAUUCUCUGGUAAUUUCCAAUUGAGCUUGGACUGUGUAAUUAACAUGUAAUGUAUUUUGUAAAUAUUAAGAGUAUUAUAAUUUGUAUUGAUUGAAACAUUCAGUAUGGGGACAAACUGAAUUUCAUUAAAAAAUUUUUAGUAAACAUGUUUUAUUAUUUUUUUUCCAUUCUUUUUGGAAAAAAGUAUAUUUUUAGAAAAAAAUAAAAUCCCACAUUCACCAGAAUGUGCUGGCCUGACUGUCCCACACGUCUCAGAAUGAGUCCUUCUGUCAAUUUCCCCCCCAUUAUCGGAAUGGAUCAGCCCUCUCUCCACAUAAUGGGUCAGCCUGUAAAUCCCAUCCUCACUAGAAAGUGGUGGUCUGACUAUCCCAAUUCCCCCACCUCUUUCACCCCCACCCUCAUCCCCACCAUUUGAAUGAGUCAGUCAGACAAUAGCAUCCUCAUAAUGCAUGCUCUUCCUAAUAAGUGAGAACAGACAGAUUUGUUUUACACAUUUUUGUAACUUGAAUUUUUAUUAUGUCCACUUAAUAUAUCAAAUUUUGUGUGAAAAGUACAUGGAGUAUCAAAAUGAAUUUGAUACACUUUUUAGCAAAAGGCAUACCUGAAAAUAUAAAAGGCUGUAAGGUGUUAAAAGUGACAACAUGCUUUGAGUAGACACCAAUUACAAGUUACCUAGUUCAUUUCCAUUUUACACUGGAUUGUCAAGGACACACUGGGUAUGAGUCUGAUACAUGUCGGCACCAUUAAGAUAUCUCAUUGCUUCUAUUGUCUAAGAACUCUGAUGUAAUAAUUUCAAUGUAAACCAUUUUAUUAAAUGACAUAUAUGCAAAAUGGAAUGUAAUAAAAUAAUUUUCUGGAAA